AUGCCAAAUAAUAAGACAAAUUUUACCGGUAAUGCAACAACAACAACUACUACUACACCUACCACAGGUACUACUAGAACUGUUACUACUACUGAGCGUGUAACAACUACAACUUCUGAACCAAUUACAACUCAUGAUGUAAUUACAACAACAAAUGGGAAAACCACUGAAACGCCAUUGUUAGUAACAACUAUUGAUUCUUUGAACAGUAACCUAACUAACUCAUCAACAAUUUUACUGAAUUCUAUAAACACUUCCUCGCUACAUUUCAAUAAUUCAUCCUUAAAUGUAAGAGAAAAGAGUAAUUUAUCGAAUGGGACAACAAAUACUACUACAACUUUGCCAACAGCUACAAACAAUGACAUAAAUGAAACAACUAUUGGAUAUACCAGCACAACUUUAUCACCAUCAAUGGAAAAACAUGCUAAUAACUUAAAUAAUACUACUAAUUCUUCAACUAUUUCAUCAAAGUCUACAAAAAUUCCAUCAAAUCAUUCCACUAAUUCAUCUCGACGACAUUCUAUAAAAGGAAGAGUUAUUUUAGCAACAACACGUGAACAAGGUAGUAGAGUAUGGGGAUUAACUGCAGCAAAAGCUGAAUUAGCUUGUCAUAGAUUUAUAACUAAUCGUAGAAUUACUUCACCAUUAACCAAUCGAACAAGUAAUCGAAAUCUUAAACCAACUGAUUUAUAUCAAGGUCAUUUAUUAUCUGUUACAUCAAAUGAUGAGAUUAUACACUUAGUAAACCUCAUGGGUACAGUACCAGUUGGAUCAUAUUGGACAGGGGGUAAAUUAAUGAGAUCAAGACACACUGGUGUGGAUGGUGAAAAUGCUACUAAGUGGAAAGUGAUGUUAAACUGGUCGGAUGGUCGAACUGCUCCUGCAAAAAUAUUGGGUAUAACUGAUGACGAUGCAAAUAAUCUUGUUGAGGGUAUGACUUAUUGUCUGUCAUUAGACAUUGCACGACUUACAUGGCAAGCUCGUGAUUGUGAACAUCGUUUGCCUUACGCAUGCUUGAUUACUAGGCGAAAUGUUCUAAUUCAAACUACCACUAAUAAUUCAUCAAUAGCAGUUAAGACACCACAGGAAAUAAAUAGUCCACAAAUUUCUGCUAAUCAAAGUCACGCUAUUUCGAAACGUCGUGAAACGGUACUCGAAAAUUCUACUACAGUUGUUAACACUUCAGUAAAUACCAAUCAUACAGAGAACAGUCAAACAAUUUUACCUUUACUGGAGUCCAUCGAAUCUACUCCAGCAAGCAUAACCAUAGCACCAAAUAAUACAGAGAAUUCAACUCUUGGGAUAAAUUUUAACGUAUCAUCUGAGAUUCAGAAUACUUUACAAGUGGAUACCACAACCCCAUCUAGUUUACCUCCUAUAGUAACUGAGAAGAAUAACAAUUUUAACCAGAAUGGAAAAACCGUUUCCGAGUCAACGAUCCAAGUAAAUGAGCAGCUUGUACAAUUUACAGAACCCGCCUCUGAAACUAAUCAAACUUUCAGUGUUCCUCCUCUUCCUAAAGCUCAGGUAUCCGGGGAUGAUAAUGGUAACGAUGACGAUGAUGAUGAUGAUGAUGAUGACGACGACGAUGGUGAUGAUGAUAAUGAUUUUAAUAGCAGUGGUCAAAAUAACAAUAACAGCCCAGAUCCUUUAGGUCUGACAGAAUUAAAAUCGAUAUUGAACAACAUUGAACAUUUACACAUGACAACACAUUCACCUCCGCCAAAAACUACUACUACUACUACUCCCACAACUAUCAGUACAACAACAACAACAACAACUACUACUACUACCAGUCCCACCACUAUUAUUACCACCCCUGCUACUACUACUAUUACUACUGCUAAUACUACUCCCACCACUACUACUACUGUUACUGAUAAUGCUUCUACCAGUACUACUGCUACUCCUACCAAUACUCCAACUGUUAAUACUAUUCCUACCACUACUCUUACUACUACUGCUACUAACGCCCCUACUACCACUACGUUUACUACUGCUACCACUCUCACUAAUACUUCUGAUAUUACUUCCACAACAACUACUAAUUCCACCACUCCUAUCACUAUUACUACUGUUGUUGAUAAUGCUUCUACCAGUACUACUGCUACUCCUACCAAUACUCCAACUGUUAAUACUAUUCCUACCACUACUCUUACUACUACUGCUACUAACGCCCCUACUACCACUACGUUUACUACUGCUACCACUCUCACUAAUACUUCUGAUAUUACUUCCACAACAACUACUAAUUCCACCACUCCUAUCACUAUUACUACUGUUGUUGAUAAUGCUUCUACCAGUACUACUGCUACUCCUACCAUUACUCCAACUGUUAAUACUAUUCCUACCACUACUCUUACUACUACUGCUACUAACGCCCCUACUACCACUACGUUUACUACUGCUACCACUCUCACUAAUACUUCUGAUAUUACUUCCACAACAACUACUAAUUCCACCACUCCUAUCACUAUUACUACUGUUGUUGAUAAUGCUUCUACCAGUACUACUGCUACUCCUACCAUUACUCCAACUGUUAAUACUACUCCUACCACUACUAUCACUACUACUACCACCCCUUCCCCCUCUACUAUUACUACUGCUACUACAACCACUACUACUACUACUACUACUAAUAAUAAUAAUAAUAAUAAUAUUACUAUUCCUGCUAAUACUACUGCAAGCACAACUACUACUACCAUUACUGCUGAAAGCACUACUAGUACUCCUAAAAUCAAUGAAGAAACAUCUACAGAAAACACUAGAGAUGUCAAAAUGUCAAGUGGAACAACAUAUGCACCAAAUAUCUCAGAUUAUAUGUCGCUAAAGUUGUCUGUUUUGUUAAAUAAUUCUUCUGAAGAAAUGACAACCUCUACAACUCCUGAAAUAAACUCACAGGAAUCGACUGCGGUAAUGAUGCAAGGAAAUAACGGAUCAGAAUCUCUGAUGACAACAGUACCCAAUUCGUCAGUAAGUGUUGAAACAGCAUCCACGCCACUAAUCAAAUCUGAAGAAGUAACAAUAUCCACAUCCGAGUCGCCAGAAGCGGAUAUCUCAUCUGAGUUAACGAUACCAGUGUCAUUCCAGUCAAUGGCAACAACUGAGUCGACGAUGCCUUCAGGAUCCUCACCAACAGAGACAUCUACGUCACCAACCACGAAGAUUCGGAGUUCAUUACCGAUGUCAACAAACGAACCAUCCCUAUCAACAACAUCUAUGGAGCUUCAAUCACAAGGGACAUCUGAAACCAUAACAUCAACGACGUCCCAAUCAAAUACGUCGGCAGAGCCAACUACAACUCUGGAAUCAGAGUCAACAGAAAAUAAAUUUGUAUCUAAUACAACGACCUCAUCUGUAUUAAUAACGGCAACAGAGUCUACGGUUAUGAAAACCACUCAGUCUGAAACAGAAACUAGUCAACAGAAUGAAUGA
Schistosoma spindalis is the source of this 3435-nucleotide messenger RNA. Lineage: Eukaryota; Metazoa; Platyhelminthes; Trematoda; Strigeidida; Schistosomatidae. The record is from the annotation of a GenBank genome assembly.